UUCUUCUUUUCACAUCUUCCUAUAAAAAAACUCAUCCAUUUUUUUUUCCUGUCAAAUACCAAUUCUCCGUUAGGACACCUAAAUCUCUCUCAAAAUCCAAAAUUGAAUCAGACCCCUUUCAAUUCCCUCAUCAAUAUCCCUGAAAACACGAAAACCCAGGAUACCCAGAUACCCUUUUUCUCAAUAGUUGAUGGGCACAAUAAGGUUUUCUAGCAGAGACCUCCCAGCAGCAUCUCCCACGUCAAACCCAUCAUCAUCAAUUCCAACAAAAACGACAUCAUCUUCUAUAACGGAAACCGUAAAUGGGUCUCAUGAAUUCAAGAUCGGUGGCUAUUCUCUUUCGAAAGGCAUGGGGGUAGGCAAAUACGUCGCAUCGGAUACCUUUUAUAUUGGUGGAUAUGCAUGGGCUAUAUAUUUCUACCCAGAUGGUAAAAGCCCUGAAGAUAAUGCCACUUAUGUGUCCUUAUUCAUUGCCCUUGCUAGCGAGGGGACGGAUGUUAGGGCUUUGUUUGAAUUGUCGUUGAUGGAUCAAAGUGGGAAAGAAAGACAUAAGGUUCAUAGCCAUUUUGGGAGAGCCCUUGAGAGCGGGCCCUAUACGCUUAAGUAUCGUGGCAGUAUGUGGGGUUAUAAACGAUUUUAUAGAAGGAAUCAAUUAGAGACAUCAGACUAUCUUAAGGAUGAUACCCUACUAGUUCGCUGCUGUGUUGGUGUUGUUAAGUCUCACACUGAGGGGCCUAAGACCUACACCAUUUCUGUGCCACCUUCCAAUAUUGGUCAGCAUUUUGGAAAGCUUUUAGACAGUGGAAAGGGAACUGAUGUUAAUUUUGAAGUUGAUGGAGAAACCUUUGCUUCUCACAAAAUAGUUCUGGCAGCACGCUCCCCAGUGUUUAGAGCACAGCUUUUUGGUCCAAUGAAAGAUCAAAACACUCAAUGCAUCAAAGUUGAAGAUAUGGAAGCCCCGGUUUUUAAGGCGUUAAUCCAUUUUAUGUACUGGGAUGCCUUACCAGACAUUGAGGAACUUGUUGGUUUGAACUCAAAAUGGGUUUCUACACUGAUGGCUCAGCAUCUGCUUGCAGCAGCAGAUCGCUAUGCACUUGAGAGGCUCAGAUUGCUCUGUGAGGCUAGACUUUGUGAAGAUGUUGCAAUAAACACCGUUGCAACAACACUAGCUCUAGCGGAGCAGCAUCAGUGCAUCCAACUAAAGUCUGUAUGUCUCAAAUUCAUUGCUUUGCCUGAAAAUUUGAAAGCUGUGAUGCAAACAGAUGGGUUUGAAUACUUAAAAGAAAGCUGCCCUUCUGUCAUCACGGAACUACUGCAAUAUGUUGCCAAAAAUGGUGAGCGUUCUGUCAUCACUUGUACACAUGGAAAUGACACCUUAGAUAGCGAUAUGAAUGGAAGGCGGGUGAAGCAAAGGAUACAUUGAUAUGGGAACAGCAGAUGAGACCACUGGACAAUAAUCAGAGCUUGCUAGGCUUUAGACAUUUUAGUGAUUGUACUGACAGUUCACUGUAAGAGAAAUUUAAUACCGGUGGGUUAUUUGUUGGUCUCGUGUUUUCUAGUACAUUGGCUAGUUUGUUCUAUAAUUCUGCGAACUUUAAUUUCUUGUCUGUCUAGUUGCAUCAUACCAACCAGACCCUUUUCUUCUCUGGCGCUUGUGUAGCUUUCUGGAUGUACUUUGUUGUGUGCAAGUAAAGAACGUUUACGUGAAUGUAAUAUUGAGGUCAUUUGCAAGCA
Molecule: messenger RNA, 1734 nt
Organism: Populus euphratica (Euphrates poplar)
Lineage: Eukaryota; Viridiplantae; Streptophyta; Magnoliopsida; Malpighiales; Salicaceae
Product: BTB/POZ and MATH domain-containing protein 2-like
Exons: 4
Coding region: 191-1423 (410 amino acids)
Biological process (GO): protein ubiquitination
Molecular function (GO): protein binding
Source: RefSeq, a predicted model, not a curated record